AUUACCAAUCGCGUGAACCCAUUUGUCGACCUGGGGUCAGUAAAUAAUACAUAGUAGAAAAAAAAGAGAGAGAGAAAGAGUUGCACACCACCACCAUCAGUGAACUUGUUUUUUCUCCCAUAAACCAGUCGACGUGUUAUAUUUUCCCACCUAUUCAUUCACCCGCACAUAACAACAACAACAACAACAACAAUAACGACCUGCUAUCGAAUACACAGGCCAACAACGCCGUCUUCACCUUUGCUCUGUUCAUCCCUCGCCACCGUUAGCGUCUUCGUACCUGUCACUUCUGGCUUUCUCAAAUCAAAGUACAUAGCUUUAGGGGUCUAUCUAGCGGUGACCCGAUUCUCUCAGCGAAAACGAACCCAGCCCAGCUCAGGUCUUUCCUUCUGCGAUCGAUAUUUACUUUCACGACAUAACUUCGGUGUCGCACCAUCACAUUCCUUUUACUGCCUAGGUAGAGAAGGCUAGUCCAGACGAAAUACAUAUACAUACAUACACAUACACACUAUCAACCAUGGACCGAGGUGGUGAUUCCGCAUUAUUUGACGCCUUACAAGGCAUCUUGCCCGAGCAGACCCUCACCCUCAUCCAAGCCCACAUGCAGGACCCGCAGACUGCCCUCCGAGCCAUAUGGCAACAAACCACCACCCUCACACAAAAAGCAACCGCAACGCUAUCGCCCGUCCUUGCGCCCCUCGUCCAGCGCGGUGUGCAAGCCCUACACGACUCGCCCGACCUAGUCGUCCUCGCCUUCGUGUUAGCUGCUUUCGUGCUUGUCAUCCAGGUCAUGUCGUUCGUCCACCGCACCAUGAUGUACGUGACACGUCUAGCUUUCCGGCUCAUGGGUUGGGCUCUGGUCUUCGCCCUGAUAGCCUUUGUCUGGCGUCGGGGCCCUGAAGCCACGAUCCGAGACGUGGUUGUCUUUGUCAGCAAGAUGGCUGGCUACGCGUCCCUCGUCAAGGAUAUCUGGUGGUCCGAAUACCAGAAGUUUGAUGCUCAGACCAAGCGCGGUGGAGCCCCCGCUGGGACCCGGGGAGCACCUUCGGGAGGUUACACCAGGUCAAGAAAUAGUGCUUGGUGAUGAUUUGGGGACUGGGUUAGUGCUAUUCGUGUGACUGAAAAUAAAAAGGGGUUGGGGCAUCUUGUUGUUUAAUGUCUUAUCACGGUUUGGGAAUGAGUUAUGACUACGAAUUGCUUCUUUUUUUUUGUACAGAAUGAAUAAACAGCAUGACAGUAUAUGCCAAAUGUACUCGAAUUUUUGGUAUCUGAGU
This is a messenger RNA of Daldinia decipiens, 1274 nucleotides long. RefSeq lists its product as uncharacterized. The transcript has 2 exons. Lineage: Eukaryota; Fungi; Ascomycota; Sordariomycetes; Xylariales; Hypoxylaceae. The record is from RefSeq and is a predicted model, not a curated record. Bases 518 to 1084 code for a protein of 188 amino acids.